Molecule: messenger RNA, 2408 nt
Organism: Pomacea canaliculata
Lineage: Eukaryota; Metazoa; Mollusca; Gastropoda; Architaenioglossa; Ampullariidae
Exons: 6
Coding region: 1154-1648 (164 amino acids)
Source: RefSeq, a predicted model, not a curated record
UAGCAGACGGUAAAUCAUGAGUUAGAAAAAAAACGGCUCACAGAUGCUCUCUCAUGAACAUACCAACGACAACACCAUUACAAAUUGCAUUAGUUCUGGUAACAUUUAGUUCAAGUAAACAUAGAGUUCGUUUGUUUAUUUUUGAAAUUUCAAGCUCAGUAACACUUUUCAAUUUUCACUGAUUUCAGUUUGUGGGGCAGACGAAAUGCACAGGAUCAUUUAGGGUAGACAAAAACAUAUUGGCGUUAGGUUAACCUUUACGGGGUAACUCACGUGAUAAUGUUACAGCAAUUCACAAUAUAAACCUCUUUUAAGAGUACGUUUCUUAUUUACUAGUCAUUCCAGUUCUUAAGUUUACCUUCUACAUCUUACAGAAAUUUACUAAAUAAGCUAAUAGAAAAGCACAAAUAUGUAACUAUUUGUCAUUCUGACUUACCAAUUAAUGAUGGCAAAGUGUGCUUAACUAAUUACUAAAAUCCAAAAAAAGAGUAUGUUCAUGAACUUAGAGCAGUGUACAUCAAAUGUGUAUAUUUUCUUUAAUUGAAUCAUUUAAAGAACACAGAUGCAUCAGUAUUUAUGAAAACCAGUAAUACAGAACCAAAACAUGAGUGUGAAAAUAUGCAACAGGAUGCAUAGAAGCCAAAAAGAUUUAUAUAUUUCAUUAAUGUACCUUGACAAAUAAUUUUGACUUUGAGCAACAUCUGUAACUGCUGAUCCACUGCUGGACAAGAAGUGCCAGCUUCUUCUGGACCACUUAUCCAACAGUCUAUGGAAAUCCAUUACUACACCUAUCUACCCCAGUUUCCUUCCAAUCCACACACACACACUCUCUGAUCUGAUGCUCUAUAUCUGACAAAAACAAUGGAAGAAAAAAAUGCAUUUGUUGAGGGUGAACAAACGUCAUCAAAGCUCUCAACAGAUUCAUGGGAACAUCGGCGAAAGAGUCACAUGGAAAGUCUCAACAUUCAACUGGAUGUAACUGCUUCCAGUUCUCAUUGUGCUGUCGUGCAGCAUCCAGGUUUGGCGCCUGAGGCAAUCAGCAGUGAUGGCAACCCAUCCUUGCUGAGUCUGAUCCAGCUGGCAUGUGUGGCUCGCUAAAUUUGUCCUGCAAACACCUUGUGGUGCGAAUGGCCAUUGUUUUGUGCAGUACGACAUGCUGACAGCAGAAAAUAUGAUAUUCAUGGUGGCAGCCCGGUUUAUCAUUGGUGACAGCAGCUAUGACCCAGAUGUCAGGAAAUUUCCCCUUCAAGUAGUGGUGAAGCUUGGUCAUAUUGGUAAAACUUCUCUCAGCAUCAUCUCAACUGUGAAUACCCUGGGUGGACACGCCAUGAUAACAGCUGUCACCCAGAUGGUCUUAAUUGACCGAAGCACCCGUCGCUCUACACCAUUGCCUGAACAGUGGCGCCAGUCCUACACCUCCCGCACCUCAUCAAAAGAUCCCCUUCGAGUAGAUCUUCAGAAACCUCCAUCUGAAGCCAUUGCUGGUCAAAGCCCGUAUGUCGUUACUGUGGGUGGAGUGACACAGAUCACAAUGCACACACUAACUUCACCAGCUACAUCCGUUUUGCUGUUGAUGCCGUACAUCAUGCUGUCAGAAAAGGGCAACUACGGGGGCAACAGUUGCUGCAGAAGAUGGCAGCAGGCAUAAGGGAAAUGAGAGUAGUGUACGCCAAUGAGAGCCGGGAGGGCGAUGUGUUGGAUGUGCAUGUGUGGGAGCUUGAGGAUGGAGGUGUUGUGUGCUCUGUGUCCAAGGACAAUCAGACCUUGUGUCAGGUUACACUUAUCUUCCAAAACUCAUCAACACCAGUGCAGCUAUGUCCAUCUAACAUUAAUGGUCUUUGACAUGUAAUAUGCAGGCAGGUUAGCAAGUGAGGACAGGUCAUUCCAGGGACUUUCUAGUCAUUGUUUUGAUCUAAUUUUUAAGCACCACAACCUUAUGGAUGGUGCACAUGUUAAUCCAAAUGUGACCUUUAUUAGAGAAACAUAGUUAAAUAACAAUAAGCAGAAUUUUUAGACUGUGCCAUUGUCUGGCAAUGUUUUGGUAAGUAACUGGCUUGGAAUUCUAAACUGUGGGUUCAAAUGCUUUAAGAGAUUGCUUGCCAAAGAUGGAAAGGAAGAAUUUUUGUUUUUCGAGCGAAAAGGCAUCCUCAGAUCUUGAUGAGUGCCUAUGAUGGUUUAUGGUGGUGAAAAUAAAUAUAGCUGGACAUAAAAUAAUGCUGUAUGAAGCAGCACCACUAAAGAUUUUUCUUCUUUGAUAAGUUUAGCGAAUUAUUCUUACAGCCUAUUUUGUCUUAAAUCUAUAAAUUUAGGUAUUAUCAGAAUUUUACCUCAACGCUGCUGCAAUUUAAAGAUUGGUCUUGCCAUGAUAUAACUAACCUACAUUAAUAUUAAAGAGGAUCAAUACAGUG